CAAAAGAGAAAAAAAAAUUAAAGGAGAAAAAUUUUGGGAGACAGGAAAUGGGUCACCAUUCUUGCUGCAACCAGCAAAAGGUGAAAAGAGGUCUAUGGUCACCAGAGGAAGAUGAAAAGCUCAUCAGAUAUAUCACCACUCAUGGGUAUGGAUGCUGGAGUGAAGUCCCUGAGAAAGCUGGGCUUCAAAGAUGUGGUAAGAGUUGUAGAUUGAGAUGGAUUAAUUAUCUUCGGCCGGAUAUCAGAAGAGGAAGGUUUACACCUGAGGAGGAGAAGUUGAUUAUUAGCCUUCAUGGGGUUGUAGGGAACAGAUGGGCUCAUAUUGCUAGUCAUUUGCCUGGAAGGACAGAUAAUGAGAUAAAGAACUACUGGAAUUCAUGGAUCAAGAAGAAGAUUCGAAAGCCUAAUCCGGCACCUUCUAUUAGUUCUGCCACUACUAAUACCAGCAGUGCUCCUAAUCUUGAGAAUUCUUCAAUUAACUAUGCUCCAAACCAUGUUGAUCAGUUACUGUUGAGUCAAGACUUGACCACAAGGCCACCAACUCAAGAAAACCUAUUUUCUUCUCCUCCACCAUUAUUUAUGUUUGAUACCAGUCCAGUACUAGAUGGGAUUCAAAAUAGAGACAUGUUCAACGAGCACGCAAGUUUAAACACUGAUGCUUGGAAUUUGAACCAACAGCAAGUGCAAGCAAUACCAACUUCCAGUUCUUUUGCUGCUGCUACCACUAUGGACACCAACUAUUUGCCACCAUUGAUAGAGAAUAUGGAACACAUGGCACCUAUAGAAGUCGAGUCGUGUAGCAUGGUGGAUGAGGAAGGAGAGAUAGCACUAGAGUGCUUGAGGAGACAGCAAGAGUUAAAUGAUUGGGUGGUGGAAUCACAACAAUGUCCCAACUUUUGUUUUUGGGAUGUCAAUGUUGAGGGAGUGUCACUUGGUGGGGAGGAAAUUGCACCGGCGCCUUCAUCAAAUAUGGGAGCUACGCUAUCUUCUUUUCCCUGAUUUUUUUUUUCUUUUUGGGGAUCAAAUUAAUUACAGUUCUAAUAAGUUAUAUAUAAAUGUUAAUGGGGUGAAUCAGUCUCCUGAGGCGUGAGCAGCUUGCAAAAAUGUGGCCAGGCUUUUUAAAAAAGAGUUUGUCUUUCUUUUUUUUCUUCCUUUUCAGCCUUUGUAACUUUAUUAUUGGGGUAAUUGUGUUGAGCUUGUGCAAUGUGAGAAAAUGCCAACAUGUAUGCCUGA
Molecule: messenger RNA, 1232 nt
Organism: Rubroshorea leprosula
Lineage: Eukaryota; Viridiplantae; Streptophyta; Magnoliopsida; Malvales; Dipterocarpaceae
Source: the annotation of a GenBank genome assembly